UUUCACAUUUCGUCUAGUCUCUCGCUUUACAAACGACGGCAUAAAUCCAUUAUUAAUUUUGGGGGCUUUCGUUCAUUUCAAAUACACAUACAUAUUAGUAUCGUUGUUAGUAAUAGACGUGGUUGGGCAUUGUCGUUCGCUUGGUCGUCAAGACUUUUUCUCUUCGGGUGUUUAAAUCGAUUAAUUGUGAAAUUCUAGAAAAGUUUUAGCAGCAAAUCUUUUAACAGCAGUUUUUGUAAAGAAAAAAGUGCCGUCGUUUUCGAUGUUGAUAGAGACAACAUAAUACAAAUAAAAAAUUAAAUAUAACAAAAAAACAAACCGAAAAACCGGAAAUCCAUAUUAACGAAUAAAUUUAAUAAUUUUUGAUGUUUGUAUAACCCCUAAAAAUCUGAAAAGUGUGAAAAGUUCUAAAAACACAUAAGAAAAUAGUUCUGUAUCAAAAGAGCAUUCCAAAAUGUUUGGUAGUCCGACUUCGUGGCUUCCUUUGGAUUUUAUUCAGGAGGCUUACACUCUUUAUGAUGAUAAUUUGGAUAAAUUUUUGAAUAAUCUAUGCCCGGAAUGUCAACAAUACGAAUGCGAACAUCAAUACUGCGAGCAAGAACCGUUACAUGGGUUACAAGAAGAAAGAUCAGAAAAGCUAAUGCAUUAUAAUCUGGAGAACGCAAAUCACUCGAAUCAAUUCUAUACCCAAUCGACCCCUACGAAACAGGAAAGUUUUUCCGACUUCGGAUUUCGCAGUACGUGCGGGGUACGUGGGGGGAAAGGGUGUGAGUGCGAGGGGGAGUGCGCUUUCGUUGGCUCGCUGCAGGAUUCCGAGCCGUUGAAUGCGUCAGUCCCCAUUCGACCCGGUAUCCAGCAACAAAAUCAAAUAGUCAAAUCGUCUAGUAAUUAUAUGGCCCAGCAACAGUCCUAUGCGUCGUUUCAGCCCCAACAUCAGUACGAAUGUGAGGAUCAAUCAUACGGCGUAACGGUUUAUCCUCCGCGACACUACCCCGCUCUCGAGGCAGUGCCGGGAAUCACUUACCCAAUGGAACAAGCUCCGCCACAAAAUGAACAUACCCAACAGAUGCGGUUACAAAAAUUUAAACACAACGAGCAUAUCGAGCAUUUGCAACAACAAGGACUACCUGAGCCACAAAAGCUCAUUCAAAACGAGUAUCUGUUAAGUCCUCCAUUCCAACAGCUACAACAAUAUCAAGAACAACAUCAACACUAUGCGCAAGAACAAGUGAGGAAUACGCACGCGAAAUGGCUCAAUCAACAGCCGAUGGCUCAUCCAACAUAUCCCAUGUACAAUUACAACGACCGUUUGCCGCCUGCUCAACCACGUCCUGCCAGCUGCUGCCAGCAAGCGCCAACUGGCGCACCUGGGAUGAACGUUCAGCAGUUGUUGGGACAUGCGCCUUGCCGCGGCAAUGCUCCGUGGUCAUAUUCCUAUUGCUAUGGCGAUGAGCAGAACAAUUACGAACCCUGCCACUUUAUACGAUGCGUUGAUAUAGAAGACUUUCUGAAUAAUGAAAAGCGCAAGGAAAAAUCACGCGACGCGGCUCGUUGCCGUCGUUCACGCGAAACGGAAAUUUUCAGUGAGUUAGCCCAGAUUCUACCGCUUCGCAAAGAGGACGUAAACCAAUUGGACAAGGCAUCUGUAAUGCGCAUAGCCAUAGCCUACUUGAAAGUUCGUGAAAUGCUGCAGUUGUUCCCGAAAAUCCAAGAUAUUAUUGGUGAAUUGAAAUCAGACGAUGAUAUUGAUGAAAACUCCAAUAGUGGCAGUCAAAUUUCUGACUCUUCAGCGAAACAAGCUAAUGAAAAGUUCGAUUUUCUCAAAUACGCCGAGACAAGCCAGUUCAUUAAACAGACCUUAGACGGCUUCCUGCUUGUGCUCUCAAAUGAUGGCGACAUUACCUAUGUUUCGGACAACAUCACUGAUUAUUUGGGCUUAGCAAAGAUUGAUCUACUCGGCCAACAAAUCUGGGAAUACAGCCACCAAUGUGAUCAUGCCGAACUCAAAGACGCACUCAACAAAAAGCGCAGUGGUCGUACUGACAAAAUUAAAGAUGAGAAUAUGAUUGAAGAAGGACUAUCUACAGACCAUCGCGACCUUUUCGUGCGCUUUAAAUGUACAUUAACCAGUCGUGGACGCAGCAUUAACAUAAAAAGUGCUUCUUACAAGGUUAUUCACAUUACUGGCCACCUGGUGGUCAACGCAAGUGGUGAUCGUGUGCUGGUCGCUAUCGGCAGACCAAUACCACAUCCAUCCAACAUCGAAAUUCCACUGGGUAGCACAACGUUCUUGACAAAACAUUCGUUGGAUAUGAAAUUUACAUAUGUGGAUGAGAAAAUGCAAAAUGUUUUCGGCUACAAAGCCGAAGACCUUCUAGACCAAUCUCUCUUUGCCUGCCAUCAUGGAGGGGACUCUGCCAAGUUAAUGGCAACAUUCAAGACCGUAUUGGGCAAAGGCCAAGGCGAGACUUGCCGUUAUAGAUUCCUGGGUAAAUAUGGUGGUUACUGUUGGAUCGUGACACAAGCCACAAUUGUUUAUGACAAACUAAAACCUCAAAGUGUCGUUUGCGUGAAUUACGUUAUAAGGUAA
This is a messenger RNA of Rhagoletis zephyria (snowberry fruit fly), 2590 nucleotides long. RefSeq names its product aryl hydrocarbon receptor nuclear translocator 2-like. Gene Ontology annotation, molecular function: DNA-binding transcription factor activity, RNA polymerase II-specific; protein dimerization activity; RNA polymerase II transcription regulatory region sequence-specific DNA binding. Gene Ontology annotation, biological process: cellular response to hypoxia; regulation of transcription by RNA polymerase II. Gene Ontology annotation, cellular component: cytoplasm; nucleus; transcription regulator complex. NCBI's taxonomy places the organism in Eukaryota, Metazoa, Arthropoda, Insecta, Diptera, Tephritidae. The record is from RefSeq and is a predicted model, not a curated record.